Molecule: messenger RNA, 3343 nt
Organism: Eriocheir sinensis (Chinese mitten crab)
Lineage: Eukaryota; Metazoa; Arthropoda; Malacostraca; Decapoda; Varunidae
Product: WAG22 antigen-like
Exons: 2
Coding region: 54-2642 (862 amino acids)
Source: RefSeq, a predicted model, not a curated record
AUAAAAGUUAGCUGGGUGGAUGUAAUGCCAGCCAGUCGCAACAUUGCCACGAUAUGAAGUCGCUGGCGGUGACUGGUGCCGCGGCGCUGCUAGUGGUGCUGUUCCCCCCCGUCAUCUGGUGCCAAGUGCAGUACUCACAGCGCGACGCAUCCAGAAGAGGCUCAUUCGCCAGGGGAGGACAUGCAAGCACCCAAGACUUCCCUUCAUCUGGGCACAGUUUCUCAAGUAACCAGGGAGUCCAAAGCUCGUCUGGUAAGUCCUCAGAUAGUCAAAAUCGAAAAACUCCUCAUCUAGGUUUCCUUUCUGAUGGAAUUCUGACCUCUGAAGGGAUUCAGAGAAGCCUACAUGCGAUCGAAGGAGCAAUAGCAGGGGAUGAUAGCUCGGGCUUGGUAGUCGUGCCCGGGCAAGGUGGGCCACUCACUGACGAGAAGGACAGAAAGAGUUCUGACGGACUUGGAUUCGCAGGAAGACAUACACGAAAGGAAAGAAGGAAGGGAAAGGAUCACCGUGGGCAAGGAAGAAGAGGAGAAUCAGGGAGAGAACAUAGAGGAAGAGAUGACUUUUUGCUUCAUGGUGGAGGCGAAGAAGAGGGAUUCUCUACAGGACAUGGAGGAGGAAGAAUAGGAGGUGACUUUUUUAUUCAAGGAGGAGGAGAAGGAUUAAUAAGAAAUCAUAAAGUAGACUUUAUUGGUGGUGGAGAACUGACACAUCAUGGAUUUAGAGGAGACGUCUCACUCUAUGAAGGUGGAGGAGGACGAGGACAUAGAACAAAUCAAGGAGAAGGAGAAUCUAUACUGAAAGGAGGACAAGGAGUGCUAGGAGACAGGUACAUAAUCAAAGAUGGAAGAGAAGAAGGAAGAGGAGGAGGAAGAGUCUUCUACGAAGAUGAAGUAGGAGUAAGAGGACUACAAAGAGUGCAUAGAGGAAAUGAAAGAAGAGAAACACUACAUGGAGAAGAAAGAGGAGGAGGAAGAAGAGGAGGAGGAAGAAGACAAAACGAUCACUUCCAUAGCGGUUUGCUAUCAGGAGUCGAAAGUUCAGUGUCUGAUCUUCAGGAAGCAAUAUCAGGGGGAGGAAGAUUAGCGAGAGGAGAAGCUGCUGGACUUUCUCUGUUCACUCAAACCGGGGAUAAGCUCCAGUCUGGUCACUUCAGAGGUCAGCGUGGAAAUGAAAAGGGAAGAGGAGGAAGAGGACAGUUCGUAGUCAUUGGCGAGGGACGCUCUCAGGUGAUAACAAGGAAUAACGAAGGACCUGAGUUUGAAGUCGCUGAAGGAGGCACGGGGAAAUUUCGUCCCCUUGGAGUUACCUUCAGAGUGAAGGAAAGCGGAACGUCAGCAGGAGGAAGAGGAGGAGGAGGAGGAGGAGGAGGAGGAGGAGGAGGAGGAGGAGGAGGAGGAGGAGGAGGAGGAGGAGGAGGAGGCGAAAAAGGAGGACUGAUCGUGCCCGCAGGAACAGAAGAAUAUGACGCAUCAACAGAUGAAGAUUUACAAAAAAUAAUCCAGUCACUCUUGUCCAGUGAUAGUGUGAAAGGCUUGGAUGGGAAAGGAAAUAAAAUUUUCGUCUUAGGAGAAGGACUGCGGGGUUUAAGAGGAGGAAAAGGUGGAGGAAAAAAAGGAGGAAGUAUAAGGAUAACUAAAAUUGGAACUGGGGGCUUACCUUUAAGUGAAGGAGUAGUCCGAAGCAAUGGAGAAGGUAUCAAAAUUUCCAAUAUCGGAUACGGAGGCCAGUUUGUUGAAGAAGGAAAAAGGGGAGAUUUCCAAGUCAUUGGGGCUGGAUCACUAGACCUUCAUGGAGGUAGAGGAAGUGCAGCGGGAGGAAAAGGAACAGGAAAUUUCAAUGCUGAGAAUGGUUUUGUGACAAAUAAUGCUGGUGGUGGAAGAGGUGAAGAUUUUACGAUCAUUAAUGGUGAGUUUGGAGACCAUCUUGAAGGAGCAAGAUUACUAUCUGGUGGAGUUGGAAAAGGAGAUUUCAAAGUCAUCAAAAGUGGGUCUGCAGGAGUUGAUGGCAGAGCAGGAAUAACUGGAAAGUUGAGUGGAUUUGGAAGUCAUGAUGGAUUAAGGGAAGUGGAUAACAAAGAGUUUGGGAUAAUUAGUGGAUUCGGAGAUGCAUCAGGUGGUUUUGGAGGAGAAGUUGGAAGUGCAGGUGGAAUCGGAAUAGAGAAGAGUGAGCAUGUUAUCCCUUUGAGACCCAUUAGUACCCUACGACGUGCCAACCCUUACAUCCAGAAAACUGAAGGAGGAAUAGGGAAAGGAGGUGGAGGAGGCUCAGGGCACACAGCUUCUCUUGACCUAGUUGGAUCCAUUGGACGUCACGGGCCAUCAAAGGAACGAAGAGGCUUCUCAACGUCUCUGGAAUACGCUAGGGGUGCCAAAUCUUCCGUCAGCAUCAAUUUUGGAGGUCCAUCUCGCAGGGACCACAGGGUAGUAUCACAACAGGGCUUCAACCAGGCAGAAAUAACAUUGCCAGGAGCCUCAGCUAAAGGGUUACCUAAGAGCCCCAUCAUCCAAGCGUCAGAAAGGGGCGUCAAGGACACUAACUACUCGGUAAACGGGGCGUCCUCCGCCGCUGCAGCGUCGUUUUUGAAAUCUACCUUGGGGGAUUUAGGUAAAUAUCCCCCGGGAGUGUGGCGGAUCAGUCGUUAGUUCUUGUUGUUCUAAAAAUUAAUAAUUAUUUUUACCUUCAUUAAUAUUAAUAUUGUUGUUGUUAUUAUUGUUAUUAUUAUUAUUAUUAUUAUUAUUAUUAUUAUUAUUAUUAUUAUUAUUAUUAUUAUUAUUAUUAUUAUUAUUAUCAUUAUCAUUAUUAUUAUCAUUAUUAUUAUUUCUGUUACAAUCAAUAUUAGUGUACCUAUGUAAUAGUUUCCUUUUAACACACGGAAACAAUCAGACAAGACCGUAAAUAAAAAAAUAAAAAAAAUAUUAUAGAAGAAAACAUUAUUUGCGAGUCUAAAAAAAAAAAAGUAAACUUACAGUAUUUUCAUUUACGAUGAUAUGAUUACUGGGAUAAUAUAUCUACCACUACUACUACUACUACCACCACUACUACUACCACUACUACUACUACUACUACUACUACUACUACUACUACUACUACUACUGCUACUUCUACUACUAUACUUACUACUACUACUACUUCUACUACCACUACUAUUAUUUCUACUACUACUACUACUACUACUACUACUACAAUUAAUACUAAUACUGUUAUCUCUACUACAAUUACCAAUGCUAAUAUUGUUGUCACUACUACUGCUGCUACUACUACUACUACUACAACAAAUAAUAAUAAUAAUAAUAAUAAUAAUAAUAAUAAUAAUAAUAAUAAUAAAAGUAACAAUAAUAAUGAU